CCUUUUAGGGAUUAGUGCUCCAUUGAAAGCGUCCCUGUAACACCCUCUCUGCGUUGCCCUCAAUAGUAGGAUUACUGCCGAAGUACUGCCAGAACCGACACCCUGUGUUUGGAGGGUAGAUACGGCUUGAGUUCGAGUCGAGCGGACGGGUGUUUAUGUGCUCCUGAAGUGUUGACAUAACUGUCAUGGUAACUAGUUUUCACAAGAGAGUAUACGGGAAAUAACUCUAGUGUAACGAUGACGUCCGAGUCCUCAGUCAAUCCACCCAGCAGUAAGCUCCCCUGGGGCACGAUCCUGAAGCCUAACUUCGGACUGGGUCACCAGAAGCUGAGCGAAGAGGAGAUCGAAGCUGUAGUGGCCAGGUUGAACCAAGUGUCGGAUUCAAAGGAACCGUCGUACGUCAGACCAAACAAAGACAUGAGUCAAGAGGAAAUAAAUGGAAUGCUUGAACGACUAACCAAAUGUAAAGAAAUUCCCGACAGUGACCGCCGUGUUGUGAAGUCCAUCUACAAAGAUAUGGGCGUGGUCGCAUCGUACGCAUGGAAGGGGUUUAACUAGGAGAGACAUGGAUUGGAUGCAAUACUUUCCGGGGAAGACACGUUACAGGUUAAGGAUGUACAAUGAGUGUGUGUAGUUAUGUGAACGGAAUCCGACGUUUCUGAGUUGUCUUGUCAUGAUACAUGAGCAUUAACUUAUUUUCAUAUGCAAGUCACUUCACCACUGUAAUAAACCACCUACACAAA
Molecule: messenger RNA, 743 nt
Organism: Haliotis rubra (blacklip abalone)
Lineage: Eukaryota; Metazoa; Mollusca; Gastropoda; Lepetellida; Haliotidae
Exons: 3
Coding region: 238-558 (106 amino acids)
Source: RefSeq, a predicted model, not a curated record